GGGAAGAAGAAAGGGAGGGGAGGGGAGAAUCGAGGACGGACGGCCUAGCCAGGCCAAGAAUGCUAUUGCCCCGGUGGUGGGAGCUGGGAGACCCCUGUGCUUGGACGGGACAGGGUCGGGGGACACGCAGGAUGAGCCCCGCGACCACUGGCACAUUCUUGCUGACAGCUUUUUUAUUAAGCUGUGCUGAUGGCAUAAAUGGAACAGUUAACUGGAAGACCAGACAGGCCACCAAUUUUAUUAUCAGCAGAAAAAUGGUUGCUGGGAUGAAAGAUGUGUACACUAUUUUCUGCAAGGUACACUCCGAUCGGAAUGUAUAUCCAUCAGCAGGUGUCCUCUUUGUUCAUGUUUUGGAAAGAGAAUAUUUUAAGGGGGAAUUUCCACCUUACCCCAAACCUGGCGAGAUUAGUAAUGAUCCCAUAACAUUUAAUACAAAUUUAAUGGGUUACCCAGACCGACCUGGAUGGCUUCGAUAUAUCCAAAGGACACCAUAUAGUGAUGGAGUCCUAUAUGGGUCUCCAACAUCUGAAAAUGUGGGAAAACCAACAAUCAUUGAGAUAACUGCCUACAAUAGGCGCACCUUUGAGACUGCAAGGCAUAAUUUGAUAAUUAAUAUAAUGUCUGCAGAAGACUUCCCAUUGCCAUAUCAAGCAGAAUUCUUCAUUAAGAAUAUGAAUGUAGAAGAAAUGUUGGCCAGUGAGGUUCUUGGAGACUUUCUUGGGGCAGUGAAAAAUGUGUGGCAGCCGGAGCGACUGAAUGCCAUAAACAUCACAUCGGCCCUAGACAGGGGUGGCAGGGUGCCACUUCCCAUUAACGACCUGAAGGAGGGCGUUUAUGUCAUGGUUGGUGCAGAUGUCCCGUUUUCUUCUUGUUUACGAGAAGUUGAAAAUCCACAGAAUCAGUUGAGAUGCAGUCAAGAAAUGGAGCCUGUAAUAACAUGUGAUAAAAAAUUUCGUACUCAAUUUUACAUUGACUGGUGCAAAAUUUCAUUGGUUGAUAAAACAAAGCAAGUGUCCACCUAUCAGGAAGUGAUUCGUGGAGAGGGGAUUUUACCUGAUGGUGGAGAAUACAAACCCCCUUCUGAUUCUUUGAAAAGCAGAGACUAUUACACGGAUUUCCUAAUUACACUGGCUGUGCCCUCGGCAGUAGCACUGGUCCUUUUUCUAAUACUCGCUUAUAUCAUGUGCUGCCGACGGGAAGGAGUGGAAAAGAGAAACAUGCAAACACCAGACAUCCAACUAGUUCAUCACAGUGCUAUUCAGAAAUCUACCAAGGAGCUUCGAGACAUGUCCAAGAAUAGAGAGAUAGCAUGGCCCCUGUCAACGCUUCCUGUGUUCCACCCUGUGACUGGAGAAAUCAUACCUCCUUUACACACAGACAACUAUGAUAGCACAAACAUGCCAUUGAUGCAAACGCAGCAGAACUUGCCACAUCAGACUCAGAUUCCCCAACAGCAGACUACAGGUAAAUGGUAUCCCUGAAGAAAGAAAACUGACUGAAGCAAUGAAUUUAUAAUCAGACAAUAUGGCAGUUAUAUCAUAUUUCUUUUCUCUUCCAAUAAUGCAUGAGCUUUUCUGGCAUAUGUUGUGCAUGUUGACAGUAUUAAGUGUGUACCAAGUAAUACAACAUAACUUUCAUUUUACUAAUGUAUUUUUUGUACUUAAAGCAUUUUUGACAAUUUGUAAAACAUUGAUGACUUUAUAUUUGUUACAAUAAAAGUUGAUCUUUAAAAUAAAUAUUAUUAAUGAAGGCUAA
This is a messenger RNA of Saimiri boliviensis boliviensis (Bolivian squirrel monkey), 1755 nucleotides long. It is a transcript of the gene SGCE, whose product is annotated as sarcoglycan epsilon. The record is from RefSeq and is a predicted model, not a curated record. NCBI's taxonomy places the organism in Eukaryota, Metazoa, Chordata, Mammalia, Primates, Cebidae. Gene Ontology annotation, cellular component: sarcoglycan complex; membrane.